This is a messenger RNA of Microplitis mediator, 3739 nucleotides long. RefSeq names its product stromal interaction molecule homolog (gene Stim). Gene Ontology annotation, molecular function: calcium ion binding; protein binding; calcium channel regulator activity. The coding region runs from base 503 to 2479 and encodes 658 amino acids. The record is from RefSeq and is a predicted model, not a curated record. Gene Ontology annotation, cellular component: endoplasmic reticulum; plasma membrane. The transcript has 10 exons. Lineage: Eukaryota; Metazoa; Arthropoda; Insecta; Hymenoptera; Braconidae. Gene Ontology annotation, biological process: activation of store-operated calcium channel activity; store-operated calcium entry; intracellular calcium ion homeostasis.
UUAAAAAAGGAUAGAUGAAGUAAAGUAAAGUGGCCUUGAUAUAACAUCUGAUUUAUUCCUGUAAAAAGCAAAGUGUACUUAAUUAUUCUAUAAUAUAUUAUUUAGAAAAUUUAACUCCGGAAAACAAAAUAUAUUUUUAAUUAACUUAAAAAAAUAAUCGGUGACAGUAACGGUAAUUUUAAAAAUAGUAACAAGAUUCAAAUCCAUCACUAGUUUCAUAUAAUUAAUUAUUUUAAAAAUCCAUUUCUACGAUAAUGUUUUCGAAAUAAAUUUUUAAAAAUACGUCAAAAUUAUUUCCUUAAAAAGAAAACGACGAAAAAAAAUAAUAGUUAAAAAUAAAUUUUUCACAUAACAGUAAAAUAAAAAAUAUAAAAAUAAUAUAUCUAUAAGAAACAAUUAAAUUUAAACGAGUACAUUAUCAAUAAAUUGAAAAUUUAUAAAAAAAAGAAGAAAAAAAAAAAUUUAAUGCUUUGUGGAGGUUAAUUAUUUGUGAUAUAUUAUAAUGCGAUCAGUAGUGAAUGUCGAAUUAAUUGGAAUUUAUGUACUUCGGGUUCUUUGUUGGUGUUGCGCUGAAGUAAUUGCUAGUGGUGGUGCAUUAGACGCUUCAUCUAGAUAUCAUACGAGGUCUAGUGAUGGAUCAAAUCAUAUUAGUUCAACAACAUUCUCACCAACAUUUACUGAGGGUAUCGCUCAAGCUGUUGCACACGAUACCUUGCAGUCUCCUGUGGAUAAUUGCAAUGACGAUUUAGCAUGCAUUACAAUGGCAUCUCACGAUCGCUUAGGUUUAGAAGCUAUCAAAACGCUACAUAGUCAAUUAGAUGAUGAUGCUGAUGGUGAUGUCGAUUUAUCAGAAUCUGAUGACUUUCUCAGGGAAGAGCUGCAGUAUGAGGCUGGAUAUGAACGACGUCAACGUGCUUUUCAUCACAACGAUGAUAUGCAUAUUAGUGUUAGAGAAUUAUGGGAGGCUUGGCUGAGAUCUGAAGUUCAUAAUUGGACAAUUGAACAGACUUCCGAGUGGUUGACCACAAACGUUGAGCUUCCACAAUAUGUGCCGAAUUUUAUACAACAUCGUGUUACCGGAGCAACACUUCCUAGAAUGGCUGUGAAUAAUAUGCACUAUCUUAAUAAUGUCUUGGGUAUCAAAGAUCCUAUUCACAAACAAAAAAUUGCACUGAAAGCUAUGGAUGUGGUCUUGUUCGGGCCACCUAAAGAUUCCGGUCAUAGUUUGAAAGAUCUGAUAUUAAUAACGUUAUUGUUUGGAGCGUUAAUCGGGUGUUGGUAUGCAUAUCAGCAAAAAAAAAGCUCGCAGAAGCAUUUAAGAAGAAUGAUGAAGGAUAUGGAAGGUCUUCAUAAAGCCGAAUUAGCGUUAGAAGAUUUACAGAAAGAACUUGAAAGGGCGAGAUUAGAACAAGAAAAUGCUACAACAGCCAAACAAAAUCUAGAGAAAAGACUUCAAGACGAAAGUAUGGGCUUACAUACGUCUUAUUCAGAUCUGGAAGUAUCACAAUUGAAAGCUGAGAUCGAAAUGCUGAAAAUGGAACUUCAACGCGCAGAAGGAGAACUAGAAGAUCGCUGUUGGUCACCACCCGUUGGAUUACAACAUUGGUUGCAAUUAACUCAUGAAAUUGAAAAUAAAUCUUACACGAAGAAAAAAAUAUCUGCGGAAAAACAAUUACAACAAGCGCGCGAAGCAUGUGAAAAAUUACGGAAAAAACGAUCAAGUCUUGUCGGAGCGUUUGUAUCUACUCACGGAAAAUCAAUUGAUGAAGUAGACAAAAGCAUCGUUGAAGCGAGAACAGCAUUAAAUGAAGUAACAGCUGAACUACAAGAACGAGUGCAUCGUUGGAAACAAAUGGAACUCCUGUGUGGAUUCAAUAUAAUCAACAAUAACGGCCUUAAUUAUUUAGAAAAUAUUUUAUAUCGCAGUGCACAGAAUGGACGCAGCCUAGGAGUACGAGGACGAAUGAGUAGUAGCCAAGAUGAUUUAGAUGAUGACGGAGGUUCAUUGUAUGCACAAUCAGUUUCUGGUGCUGCAGGGACAUUAGAGAAUGUUGGUUGGAAGGAAUCAUCUUUACCUCCAGAUUCGUCGAGUAGUGAAACAGGAAAAGAAACGCCGCCAGAAGUACAUUUUACGUUAGGUGACGAUGAUCCUGCAACACAACCAUCAUCCAAAGCAUCAUUAACACGUGAUAAAUCAUCAUCAAUGGUUCGGUCUUUUAGUCACGACGCAAAUAUGAUUAGCGAUGAAACUAGAAAUAGCACGACAUCAUUAUCAAAAACUUCACUUUCUGAUAAUUCACUUAUGGAAUCUUCGGAUAAAAAAACACGAAAGUAUUUACGUGAUUUGCCAACUGUUAUGUCCGUUGAUGAUGAAACAUUAUCAACAGAUUCAAAUUCAACUGCUGAUAAUGACGAAAUUAAACGACGGCGAAGAAAAUUGUUUCCCGCGUUCAGGAAGAACAAAGGAAAAAAUACGUGAUUAUCAAAAAUAUGGUUAAAUUCAAUAUAUUAAUAAUAAUUUAUAAUAAAAUCAAAGCUUCCGAUUGCAAUUUUCCGAUAUUUGAGAAUUUCUCAUACUGAACAUAAAUCAAAAACGACCCGAAUUUUUUAAAAAUUUAAUUGCCUGAACAUUAAUCAUAAUUAUAUGUGUGAGGGAAUAAUUAAUUUAGAUUCAGUUAAAAGAAUGUGGAAUUAGCUUAUUACAAAUUAUUUGAAUUUAUAUCGAGUUUACCCUGAUUAGAAACUCUGAUUGAAUCUGGAACUCAAUAGAAUUUAUAUCAGAUCUAAUUGGAAACAAACGUCCAAUCAGAAUUACUCGGAAGCGUGCUAAUUAUCCGAUUGAAUUUCAAUUAAUUCAAUCGGAAAAUAUUUUUUUUCAAUUGAAUCUGAUUGAAAUUUUUUAAUCAGAUUCAAUCGGAAAGUAAUUUUGACUUUUCGGAUUUCUAAUUAGCUUUCAAUCGGAUUCAUUCGGAACUUUUUUAUUAAAUCGAAUUAAAAUUGAAUGAAAGUCAAUUGGUAAUUUCCGAUUAAUCCGAUUAAUUAGAAUUUCCCAAUCGGAUUAAAUCGAAAAAUAAGAAUUUGAUUUUUCCGAUUAACGUUACGAUUAAAACUGAAUGAAAGUCAAUUAGAAAUUUCGGAUUAAUUCGAUUAAUUAGAAUUUUCCAAUUGGAUCAAGUCGAAAAAUAAGAAUUCCCUAGUGGAAAUUUUUCGUAAUUUCCUCUGCAAAUUCAGUUCUAAAGUUCUGAAGACUUUUUCAGAGAAAAAUCCGAAAAAUUUCCACCAGGGUUUGAUUUUUCCGAUUAACGUUCCGAUUAAAACUGAAUGAAAGUCAAUCGGAAAUUUUUGAUUAAUCCCAUUAAUUAGAAUUUUUUAAUCGGAUUAAAUCGAAAAAUAAGAAUUUGAUUUUUCCGAUUAACAUUCCGAUUAAAACUGAAUGAAAGUCAAUCGGAAAUUUUUGAUUAAUCCCAUUAAUUAGAAUUUUCUAAUUGAAUUUAAUCGGAGUUUUUAAUCAGGGCUUUGUAGUUAACAAAAUUUUCGUUUGAAUACUAAACCAUUGAUCUGAAAAAAAUAAGUUUUUGUUAUUAAACUUUUUAAUCAAAUUUGAAGCCUUAUCAGAUUGAAAGUACACAAUAUUUUUAUACAAUUUUUAAUUGUAUCAUAAAAAUAAAUGUUUAUUUUCUUAUGUGACUUAAUAUCUAACUGUUAUAAUAAUAUAGGGCUUCAUAUUUUAUCCUAAAUA